AUGCCCAGAAAAGAUUCUGAGAUGAGGAUCGUGAUGUUGGGAAAGACUGGAUCAGGAAAGAGCGCAACAGCAAACACCAUCUUUAAUGAAAAGAAAUUUGAUGUGAACUCUACCUUUCAGCAUAUAACCAAGGAAAGUAAGAGAGGUUACAAGUCUGUUAAUGGAAGAAUGGUCUGGGUGAUUGAUACUCCGGGACUGUUCGAUGGAAAAACCCCUAAAUAUGAACUGAAAGCUCAGAUUGAAGAAGCCAUUGAUCUGGCUCAUCCUGGAGUUCAUGUGUUUCUUCUGGUGAUGAGGCUGGAUGUGAGAUUCACAGAGGAGGAGAAGAACACUGUGAAGUGGAUUGUGGAGAACUUUGGAGAGGAGAUCCAAAAACACAUCAUUGUGUUGUUCACUCAUGGAAACGUGUUAAAGGAGAAAACUAUGGAAGAAUAUCUGUGUUUAAAUGCAGAGCUGAAAGGUGUAGUGGACAGUAUGGCUGGUUAUCACGUGUUUGAGAAUGAAAAUGAGGAUGAUGAAACUGAAGUCACAGAGCUGCUGAAGAAGAUUGAUGAGGAGCGGGAUUCUGAUUCUGAGCUGAGGAUUGUUCUGUUGGGUAAAACUGGAUCAGGAAAGAGCUCAGCAGGAAACACCAUCCUUAGAAAACAAGAAUUUAUGGUGGCUGUAUCCUCUGAGUCUGUAACUAAAGAAAGUGAAAGAUGUUACAGGAAACAGCGAGAUGGAGCAGUCUGUGUGAUUGACACUCCAGGGCCCUUUGAUACACAUUCUUACAACACAGUGAAAGAGCAGAUAGAGAAGGCCAUUGAUCUGGCUCAUCCUGGAGUUCAUGUGUUUCUGAUGGUGAUGAAGCUGGGUGUGAGAUUCUCAGAGGAGGAGAAGAAAACUGUAAAGUGGUUUCUGGAGACCCUUGGAGAAGAGGCAAAAAAACACACCCUUAUUUUGUUCACUCAUGGAAACGAGUUAAAGGAGACAAAUAUAGAACAACACCUGCAAGGAGAGUCAGUUGUGAAGGAAAUGAUUGACAGUAUGGCUGGUUAUCAUGUGUUUGAGAAUAAAAAUGUAAAUGAUGAGACCCAAGUCACAGAGCUGCUGAAGAAGAUCGACAACCUGAUGGAUAAGAAUGAAAAACAGAUUUACACCAGAGAAAUAUACAGUAAGGUUCAGAGAAAGAAACGAGUAAAACAUAUUGUAUCUGGAACUGUGGGAGCUGUUGGAACAGGGGCAGCAGCAGCAGCAGCAGCCAGUGGUAAAUUUUCUGGGAUAGCAGUAGGAGUAGCAGGAGCAGCAGGAGCAGUAGUAGGAGCAGGAGUAGGAGUAGCAGCAUCAAUGGGGUUAAUGGCAUGGAUGAAAUAA
Molecule: messenger RNA, 1353 nt
Organism: Astyanax mexicanus (Mexican tetra)
Lineage: Eukaryota; Metazoa; Chordata; Actinopteri; Characiformes; Acestrorhamphidae
Product: GTPase IMAP family member 6-like
Exons: 4
Coding region: 1-1353 (450 amino acids)
Molecular function (GO): GTP binding
Source: RefSeq, a predicted model, not a curated record